GCCGGGGGUGAGAGGGAAUGGAGUCCAAACGGAAAGGAAAACUUCCCGCCCCGCACCAGAUUUAAGACUUCCGCCCCGCAGGGAACUUGACCCGGUACUUCCGCCCAACUGUAGUUCUGCGCAGGCUCCUGGAAUUAUUUGCUGUCUCUAUGGCAACCUGGGUAGCUGGUGUCUGAAGAUGACGACCUUUGAGUCUACGGAGGGAUCGGGAUCGGGAUCGGGAUCGGGAUCGAGGUCGCGAUCUUUACCCGUACUGCCCAGCUACGAAGGGGAUGUCACUCCUAGGUCGGCCCUGGUAGCCGCAAGGGCAGCAGCGUCAGCAGCUGCUGCAGCCACUGCAGCCGUCUCCACUGCCAAAGCAGCUGUAUUAUCUGCAAAGACCCCAGGGCCCUAUUCUGACCGAAGCCUUCUCUCGGACCCCUCCUCUGAUAGUGUUGCUGGGAAGCCCUGCACUGGACCCAGUUUUACCCACAAGAUAGGCCAUGGGAGACUUGGCUUCAAGACUGAUGUUUCCUAUAUUGCUCGGCAUCCCUGUUCUACAAAUUACCUUAACACUAGCCCUAGCGCCGUUCCUGGCUCUAGCUCUGGCCCCGUUCCUGGCUCUAGCCCUAGCACCGUUCCUGCCUCCAGAUCUGGCCCCGUUUCUAGCUCCAGAUCUGGCCCCGUUCCUGGCUCCAGAUCUAGCCCUGUUCCUGGCUCCAGAUCUGGCCCUGGCCCUGGCCGUGGCUAUGGUUCUAGUAAAGGCACUGGUCUGGAUUCUCGCCUUGGUUGUGCCUCUGAGCUUGCUCCAGGCAAUGACCCUGAGCUCAGCCCCAACGCUCUUACAAGCUUCAGACAUCCUGGGGCAAACCUGGCCCCUAAUUAUGCCUCCGGGAAUCACUACCAAUACUGCGGGCCUCAGAAACAACCCUGGACAUUUUUGCCAGUUUCAGAACCUGUUGCCCAAAGGGGGCUGUGGAAGACCCCUGAGGUUGAAGUGAAGUGUGAAGUUCCUGGUAAAACAUUGCCACGGGGCCACUGCCUUCUCUACAACUGGGAGGAAGAGAGAGCCACCAACCAUCUGGAUCAAGUCCCAAGCGUGCAGGAUGGCUCCGAGAGUUUCUAUUUCCGACAUGGACACCAGGGACUGCUAACCCUGCAGCUCCAAUCACCCAUGCCCCUCAGCACCACCCAGAAAGACGCAUACCAGACCCCACGAAACCGCUGUCAGCCAAUUCGAGGAAAACGGGAAGCCAUGCUGGAGAUACUGCUGUCCCACCAGAUCUGUAAAGAGGUGCAGGCAGAGCAAGAACUGACAAGGAAGCAAUUUGAGGUUGAAUCUGUGACACACCAUGACUACAAAAAGGAGCUGGUGCAGGCAGGGGCUCCUGCCCCAACAAAGGUAAGAACCCAUUCCGCACUACAUGUAAAGCUGAGCUUUGGGGGGCUGUGGGGGAGCAGCAGACCCAGAGGUUUAGAAAGGGAGCUUCAGGCCAAGAGUUAUUCAGUAUUUUUCCCUCACAGUCUCAUGACUACUGCAAGGAGCAACCUGAAACUUUCUGGAUACAGAGGGCACCACAGCUACCGGGUGUCAGUAACAUCAAGACACUGGACACGCCAUUCCGGAAGAAUUGCAGCUUCUCAACACCAGUGCCACUGUCCCUGGAACAGUCUUUUCCUGAUGGACCUGAGAAUUAUUCCUACCAAUUGGGACAAAUCUCUUCUCUCGGCUGUCAGGGAAGAGGGCAGGGCAGUGAGGGGGGUAGAACUGUCUAAGGGUUGAGGAGGGAUGUGAGAUGUGGAAUAUGGAAUCUAUUUCUGUCUGUACUGGAAAGGUGAGAGGAAGUGAAUUCUGUUUAUACUUGGUGAAGAGGCUUUACAUAAAGGAUUCUUUCUCA
This is a messenger RNA of Myotis davidii, 1877 nucleotides long. It is a transcript of the gene SPAG8, whose product is annotated as sperm associated antigen 8. Lineage: Eukaryota; Metazoa; Chordata; Mammalia; Chiroptera; Vespertilionidae. Gene Ontology annotation, molecular function: microtubule binding. The transcript has 6 exons. The coding region runs from base 179 to 1762 and encodes 527 amino acids. Gene Ontology annotation, cellular component: nucleus; cytoplasm. The record is from RefSeq and is a predicted model, not a curated record. Gene Ontology annotation, biological process: positive regulation of transcription by RNA polymerase II.